Vigna umbellata (rice bean) is the source of this 2492-nucleotide messenger RNA. Lineage: Eukaryota; Viridiplantae; Streptophyta; Magnoliopsida; Fabales; Fabaceae. The record is from RefSeq and is a predicted model, not a curated record.
AUGGAUCCUGACAAAGUGCGAGCGAUAUCAGAAAUGCCUGCGCCUAGCACAGAGAAGGAGGUUCGCGGUUUUCUGGGUAGAUUGAACUACAUUGCUAGAUUCAUCUCCCAAUUAAUUGCUACCUGCGAACCAAUGUUCAAGUUGCUACGGAAGAAUCAGGUUAUGGUUUGGAAUGAGGAUUGUCAAGCCGCUUUUGAAAAAAUCAAACAAUACCUGCAAGACCCACCUGUAUUGCGUCCACCCGAGCCAGGAAGACCACUCAUUUUGUACUUAACUGUAUUGGAAAGGUCAAUGGGUUGUGUAUUGGGUCAAUAUGAUGAAGCUGGAAAAAGGGAGCAUGCGAUAUAUUACUUGAGCAAGAAAUUCACAGACUGCGAACAACGAUAUUCAUCGUUAGAGCGAACUUGUUGUGCAUUGGCAUGGGCCGCUCAUCGCCUAAGGCAAUACAUGUUGAGUAACUCUACAUUGUUGAUAUCCAAGAUGGAUCCUAUCAAGUUUAUUUUUGAAAAGCCCGCUCUCACUGGAAGGAUAGCUCGGUGGCAGGUGCUAUUGUCAGAGUAUGACAUCGUAUAUGUCACUCAGAAAUCCGUCAAAGGUAGUGCAUUAGCAGAAUACCUGGCGCAUCAACCCAUCAAUGAUUAUCAGCCAAUGCAGCCCGAGUUUCCUGAUGAAGAUAUCAUGGCUCUAUUCAAAGAAGGCAGGAAAUACCGAGACGAAGAAACAUGGAUAUUAUUAUUUGAUGGAGCGUCGAAUAUGAUGGGGCAUGGCAUAGGGGCAGUACUAAUCUCUCCAGAGCAGCAGUAUAUGCCCAUGACAUCAAGGCUGUGUUUUGAUUGCACGAAUAACAUUGCAGAAUAUGAGGCCUGCGCUGUGGGUAUUCGGGCGGCAAUAGAGUUCAAAGUGAAAAUUCUGGAAGUAUAUGGAGAUUCAGCUUUAGUCAUCAACCAGAUGAAGGAAGAGUGGGAAACAAGAGACGCAAAAUUAAUCCCUUACCAGGCAUACAUCAAAGGAUUAAUGGAGUGUUUCGACAUCAUCACAUUUAACCACAUACCACGGGAAGAUAACCAGUUAGCAGACGCGUUGGCUACUUUGUCAUCCAUGUUUGAGGUUGACCCGAAUACAGAAUUACCAGUGAUUGAAAUGAAGAGCCAUACGGAGCCAGCAUAUUGCCAGUUCAUCAAGGAGGAGGUGGAUGGUAAACCUUGGUACUUCGAUAUCAAGCACUAUCUUAAGACCCAAGAAUAUCCUGAAAAAGCAUCUGAAAACGAUAAGAGGUCGUUACGAAGGUUGGCUGGUAGCUUUAUUUUGAGUGGGGACAUUUUAUACAAGAGAAAUCAUGACAUGAUUCUCCUCAGAUGUGUAGAUACAAAAGAAGCCGAAUUGAUAUUGAAAGAAGUGCACGAAGGUACGUUCGGCACACACAUGAAUGGACACUCCAUGGCUAGGAAGAUCGUGAGAGCUGGUUACUUCUGGUUAACCAUGGAAAAUGAUUGUUGUACACAUGUAAGGAGGUGCGAGAAAUGUCAGAUGCAUGCAGACAAUAUCAAUGUAUCGCCCACGACUUUGAACGUGUUGUCUGCACCAUGGCCGUUUUCAAUGUGGGGAAUAGAUGUUAUUGGAGCUAUAGAGCCAAAAGCGUCAAAUGGACAUCGCUUCAUACUAGUCGCAAUCGAUUACUUUACCAAGUGGGUCGAAGCCGUUUCUUAUGCCAACGUGACUAGAAAGGUGGUGACCAGAUUCAUAAAAAGGGAGUUGAUCUGCAGAUAUGGGUUGCCUAACAAGAUCAUCACUGAUAAUGCCACCAACCUGAACAACCGGAUGAUGGCAGAGUUAUGUGAGGAGUUCAAAAUUCAUCAUCUUAAUUCUUCUCCUUAUCGUCCAAAAAUGAAUGGGGCAGUAGAAGCUGCUAAUAAGAAUAUCAAGAAGAUCAUGCAAAAGAUGGUGGUCACCUAUAAGGAUUGGCAUGAAAUGCUUCCCUUUGCUUUACAUGGAUAUCGUACUUCAGUACGAACGUCCACUGGUGCCACACCUUUCUCGCUGGUGUAUGGGAUGGAAGCAGUGCUUCCAUUUGAGGUGGAAAUCCCAUCUCUACGAAUUUUAUUGGAAACCCAAUUGGAGGAAGCUGAGUGGGUUCAAGCUCGGUUUGACCAGCUCAAUCUCAUCGAAGAGAAGAGACUGACAGCGGUGUGCCACGGGCAAUUGUAUCAAAGAAGAAUGAAAAAGGCUUUCGACAAAAAAGUACAUCCAAGGGAUUUCCAUGAAGGCGAACUGGUGUUAAAGAAGAUAUUGCCCAUACAAAGGGAUUUCAGAGGCAAAUGGACACCAAAUUAUGAAGGGCCAUUCGUAGUAAAAAGGGCGUUCUCUGGAGGGGCACUUAUUCUCACAAGGAUGGACGGAGAGGAGUUACCUUUACUGGUCAAUUCUGAUGCGGUAAAAAAGUUUUACGCAUGAUGAUUCCGAGAUAGGGGAUGCUACUAAGGGAUAUUAACACU